Argentina anserina (silverweed cinquefoil) is the source of this 1163-nucleotide messenger RNA. RefSeq lists its product as uncharacterized. Gene Ontology annotation, biological process: miRNA processing. The record is from RefSeq and is a predicted model, not a curated record. Bases 108 to 785 code for a protein of 225 amino acids. Gene Ontology annotation, molecular function: mRNA binding; protein binding. The transcript has 5 exons. Gene Ontology annotation, cellular component: nucleus. Lineage: Eukaryota; Viridiplantae; Streptophyta; Magnoliopsida; Rosales; Rosaceae.
UCGUAGUCGGCGUAUUAAAUGCGUGCCACAUAAUCGGCGGAGGAGAGAAUAAAGCGCCAAAUCAUCCCAAGUGUGCGUGUACUCCAGAUAGCAGAGAUCGAGCAGAAAUGGAAAUAACAGCUCGUCACUUGAUCUCUGCAUCUCCUCCUCGCUCCUCUUUUCUUCUUGUUGCUUCUUCUUCUACUUCUACUACUAGUACUACUUCACUGCCCUUUCAGUUUCAGAGCAGCUCCAACUACAUUCUCAAACGACAAGCUCAACUCCAAGGCGUCUGCUUCAAACGAAUUAGCCCCAUAUGUGCCUCCUCUAACACGCAGACUCCUCCUCAAUCUGAUGCUCCCGAAAGAUGGCUUCUGGAGCCUGUGGGUGAUGGAGAUACAAGGCAUAUUGGUUUCAAGGUUCAAAUGCCAGGUGCAUUUGAAAUUGCUUCUAAUGUGGUGACUGUUGGCCGCCUUCCUGAGAAAGCUGAUUUAGUGAUUCCAGUUGCAACAGUAUCUGGUUUGCAUGCUCGCAUUCGAAAGAAAGAUGGAAACCUCUUGGUAACAGAUCUGGACAGCACCAAUGGGACAUUCAUUAAUGACCAACGGUUGAGACCUGGAGUUAUUGCCACCUUAUCACCUGGAUCUUGUGUUACAUUUGGAGACGAACACUUAGCUGUGUUUCGUGUGUCAAAGUUAGCCAGUGUAGAAGCUGCAAGUGAUACAGGUUCUGGUGAAGAUAAAGUAGGGACUGUCAUUCCUGAAGAAGUAGAGACUGUCUCGGCUGAAAGUAGUAAAAUAAUUUGAGUCCUUGUGAAGAUGAAGUUGAAAUAAUUGGUGUCUUUGUAAGAUAUACAUAGCAAGGGAAGAAAUCAGAGCAACGUUCUAACUGGAAAGAUAGGUUUCUGUUGGAAAUAGAUUCAUAGAUAAAGAUAAUCUGUUGGAAAUUGAUUUCACAAUAUUGCAAUCUACUUUCUAUGUGUUGUAUGGAAAUUCACAGGACAAAAGAAGUCCACCAUACAUAAAUUAUGUUUCAGAGUACAUAGCAAUACUAGAAUUUAUUCUAAUAAACCUUCAUAUUAGAACGUAAUUGGAAAAUUGGUUGUUUUACUCGACAAUGCACCAACAGGUUCAGUGGUUCUCCUCAUAACAGAGGGUUCUUUAUAAGAGUGGAGGGGGUAGUGU